GGCUGUGCUCAGUCUUCCCUUCACUAACUUGGAAUGGUUUCAAAUGGCAAGCAUCCUCCUUUAACCCGAAUAACCAUUCAUCAGCAAACACAUCGGAUCGAUGUUACCCUAACCCGAGAGGCUGCCCUGUCACAAAAUACAGGCGUAAAGAUGCAGUGGACGCCGGAGCAUGCGCAGUGGGCGGAGCAGCACUUUGACAUCACCUCCACCACCCGCUCGCCGGCUCACAAGGCUGAGGCCUACCGGGGACACCUGCAGCGCACCUAUCAGUAUUCUUGGGCCAACGAUGACAUCUCAGCGCUGACCGCCUCCAACCUCUUGAAGAAGUAUGCCGAGAAGUAUUCGGGGAUCUUGGAGGGCCCCAACGAGAGGGUCCUCCUGAGCUCCUACUCGGAGGGGGGCCCACCGCUCAUCAACGGCAGGAAAUCGGAGAGUGAACCCUGGCAAGAGGGAGUCUACUCCAUGAACUGCGUCCCAGACGUGAUAUCCGCAAGCAAGGCCGGGGUGACGGCUGCCCUGCCCCCAGCAGACGUCUCUGCCAGCAUUGGCAGCUCGCCGGGGGUGGCCAGCAACCUGACGGAGCCUAGCUACUCCAGCAGCAGCUGUGGAAGUCACACAGUGGCGGGCCUUCACUCCGUACUCCCCUCUCAGGAAUACGCCCCGGGGUACAAUGGCUCCUACCUGCAUUCCAGUUAUAGCGGGCAGUCUGCCUCAGCCCUGCCGUCGCCUCACCCAUCACCUUUGCACAGCGCUGGGCUCCUGCAGCCACCCCCGCCACCCCCACCUCCCCCCCCAGCUCUCGUGCCGGGCUACAACACUGGCUCGCCAAACAUCUCCAGCUACAAUUACCCUCCGGCAGGGUAUCCUCCACAGACUGCUGUUGCCCCGGGUUACGGCCCCGGGGGAGCGCCACCUCCCUCUGCCUACUUGCCAUCAGGUAUAGCCGCUCCUACGCCCUUGCCUCCCUCAACCCUCCCCGGCUAUUCCUACCAGUCACACAGUCUUGCGCCAAUCGCACCAACACCGCUGAACAGUAGUUCGGCUAAUUCCCUGAAGCGGAAGGCUUUCUAUAUGACAGGGCAAGGAGAGAUAGACUCCAGUUAUGGAAAUUUCAGCUACAGCCAACAGCGAUCAACUCAGAGCCCUAUGUACCAGAUGGGGGACAACAGCGUUUCAAGCACAGGCCGGGGGAAUGGAUUUGACAGAAGUGCUGAGGCGUCAUCUUUGGCGUUUAAGCCGACAAAGCAACUGUUGCCCUCGGAUCAGCAGAGAAAGUUCGGCAGUCAGUCCGGCAGGGCGCUAACCCCCCCAUCCUACCCUUCAACGAAAGGCUCCCUGGGCAGCUCGCGGUCGGGUGAGCCGUUCGGCAAGUUCACGUCCCCCGUCAUGGGCGAGCACGGCGACGAGCACCGGCAGCACCUCUCCCACCCGGUGCUGGGGUCGGCCGUCGGCACAGCUACCUCAUCUACCCAUCCCGCAGAGGAGCAGCUGAAGGGCAGCGAUCCACACCUCGUGGAGCUGGUCACCACGGAGAUUAUUCAGCAGGGCCCCCCAGUAGACUGGAGCGACAUAGCUGGACUGGAGUUGGCCAAAGCCACAAUAAAAGAAGAGGUCUUGUGGCCUAUGUUGAGGCCGGAUGUGUUUAGUGGACUCACCGCAUUACCUCGUACCAUUCUUUUGUUUGGACCUCAGGGAACAGGCCGAAUGCUACUGGGUCGGUGCAUAGCCAGCCAGCUGGGGGCGGUGUUCCUCCAGCUCAGUGGUUCCGCCCUGGUGACCAAGUGGGUGGGCGAAGGAGACAAGAUUAUCCACGCCUCGUUCCUGGUGGCACGGUGCCGGCAGCCUGCCGUGGUAUUCAUCAGCGAGAUCGACAUGCUGCUGUCCGCCCAGCUCAGCGAGGAGAGCCCAGUGAGCAGGAUCAAGGGCGAGCUCCUCAUGCAGCUGGACGGCAUCCUUGCCUCAGCCGAGGACCACGUGGUAGUUGUGUGCUCCACGAGUAAGCCCGAGGAGAUUGACGAGUCUUUGCGGAGGUACUUCAUGAAGCGGAUCCUCAUCCCGCUGCCCGACAGCACGGCAAGGCACCAGAUAAUCAGCCAGCUGCUUUCGCAGCACAACUACUGCCUCAACGACAAGGAGUUGGCGCUGCUCGUCCAGCGAACAGAGGGUUUCUCGGGGCUCGACGUGGCCCGCCUGUGUCAGGAGGCAGUGGUGGGACCUCUGCAUGCUGUGCCGGGCGCAGACCUUUCAGCCAUCCUUCCCGGCCAGUUGCGGCCAGUCACCUACCAGGACUUCGAGAACGUUUUUUGUAAAAUUCAGCCCAGUAUAUCACAGAAAGAACUUGACACAUACAUUAAGUGGAACAAAAUGUUUGGCUGUAGUCAAUGAAAAGAGAGAACUGGAGAUCGAGAGGGAGCGACCCAGUUGGCCCGUGAGCUCGUUAGAGGAAGAGUACCACUGGAAGGGUUCUCCUUUCAGUGUCGCAGCUUGAAGGUCGAGGGGGUAUACAGACAACAGUGAUCUUAGCACCUAAACUGUCAGAAGGGACUUAAAAUAAGUGUGCUUUAACUGAGAGCUGGCAAUCUGCAAGUAACACACGCACGCACGUACACACGCACGCACGCACGCACGCUCACACAGAAAUCUUAUUUUGAUGCUUGAUACUGCUGAGGUCGGGCAUCUCAUUCAAAGGUGCAAGUGGGUUGACUUCAAGAGGAUGGAAACCCAGUGUGUAUAUAUCAUUCUGCUCUUCUUGAGAUUUAGUUGCUAUCAAGUGCCUGAAGUGGUGCUUUUUGAUUUGGUUGUUGUUAUUGUUUGUUUGCCUCACAAUCUACAUUGGUGGCAUGUGCUAAUAUAAAAAAGAGCUUUAACUCCAAACACUAAAUUUAGAGAUUCUCUGUUGUUUUUUAGGAGACGGUUUGAUUGUUAUUGUUAUUAUUUUGCCAUUUUAAGAGCAACAGUAUUCCUCAGUUGUCUGUUCUGCGGUGUCAUCUGGGAACAGGAUGAAAUACUCACAUGUAGGGUGAUGGAGAUCUGGGCCCUAAGUUAUCGACUUUCAUUUCUUUUGAUGUUCUGACUGCGAAAACUCAGGAAAGCGAUUGUGAUUUGUACAGUACCUCAAAAGAUUGUGUCGAAAGCACUAUGUACUGCUGAAAGUAUUAGGUUAGGCAUCUUAUUUACGUUACGAGGGGGGUGGGGUGGGGGGGAUGGGGGCGGAGAAUAAUU
Messenger RNA from Paramormyrops kingsleyae, 3222 nucleotides. RefSeq names its product fidgetin (gene fign). The record is from RefSeq and is a predicted model, not a curated record. Gene Ontology annotation, molecular function: ATP binding; microtubule severing ATPase activity; ATP hydrolysis activity. NCBI's taxonomy places the organism in Eukaryota, Metazoa, Chordata, Actinopteri, Osteoglossiformes, Mormyridae.